CACUCCGCGCCAAAAUCGAAGGGCAAAAUAAUUGCAUCAGAGAUGAUCGACUGGUAUAAUAUUGCAAUGAGGAAAUUCAAUAAUGUUAAAUUUUUCGAAGCGAUCCUUAUCACUAACCGUGAUAUUAGUAAGAUUGAUCGUGAGAAAGCUCUUGCAGUGCCCCAACUUGAUCAUAAUCUGUAG
Molecule: messenger RNA, 183 nt
Organism: Funneliformis geosporum
Lineage: Eukaryota; Fungi; Glomeromycota; Glomeromycetes; Glomerales; Glomeraceae
Source: the annotation of a GenBank genome assembly